AUGGCAUUUAUUCGUUUAUCUUUAUUCAUUCUUUUGGUGUGUAUUACUUUCAUCGCCGCCGCACCGAUUCCGGAUUGUUCGACCGGCCAAAAUUACCAAGUUGGCUGUGGAAAUACGGGUACAUAUGAUGUCGGAAACAAUAACGGCGGAACUACCGAUGUAGGAAAUUAUAAUGGGAUCGGAAACGCAGCCGGCACAACUAAUAAUGGUAAUAACGUUGUUGGUAAUAAUAAUGGAAGUAAUAAUGCCGGCAGUAACAAUGGAAAUACGGUUGUUGGAGAUAAUAAUGGCAGUUCAAAUGGUUCUAUCGGAACUCCUAAUAGCGGAAACAAUAACGGUAAUUUAAAUGUUGGUAGUAAUAAUG
Ambispora leptoticha is the source of this 364-nucleotide messenger RNA. The record is from the annotation of a GenBank genome assembly. NCBI's taxonomy places the organism in Eukaryota, Fungi, Glomeromycota, Glomeromycetes, Archaeosporales, Ambisporaceae.